Molecule: messenger RNA, 1307 nt
Organism: Asterias rubens (European starfish)
Lineage: Eukaryota; Metazoa; Echinodermata; Asteroidea; Forcipulatida; Asteriidae
Product: octopamine receptor-like
Exons: 1
Coding region: 1-1227 (408 amino acids)
Biological process (GO): neuropeptide signaling pathway
Cellular component (GO): membrane
Molecular function (GO): G protein-coupled peptide receptor activity
Source: RefSeq, a predicted model, not a curated record
AUGGAAUCGAAUUCCACACCAAUUGAAGAUGUUGACAUCUUGUUUCCUGUGGACAGUGGAGCCCAGGUUAUCUGGUUGGUGUUCUUGAGUGUUACUCUGAUAUUUGGAGUAAUCGGUAACUCACUCAUCCUUCGGGUGUACUCAACGAAGACUCUCACGACAUGCACUCAUGUUCUGAUCAUGGCUUUGGCGUUGACUGACAUUACAGUAUGCAUUUUCCUAUCUUUGGAUAUUUGCUGUUUAAUUCUGCUUUUGAUGAACAGCACAGUGCCGAGGGUUUUAUACGUUAGCCGUUAUAUACGAACAUCUAUGAUAACAGCGUGCAUUACGAACACCGUGUUGAUCGCGAUGGAUCGCUACGACUGCGUGUGUCGAUCAAACCGGCGAUUCCUCACGCCGAGACGGGGGAAGAUAGCCGCGUGGUUCACGCUAGUCGGUUCGUUUCUCGCCACUAUCCCUGAUUUGAUUGACAGACUGAGAAGUCAACAGCAAUACCAAAAGACCUUGCUGGCUUUCCAAGGCCUUGCAUUUGUGUUUUCACUUGUGGUGAUAGCCUUUUGUUACCGGCAAGUUUUCAACAAGAUAAGGAACCACGUGAAGGUUUUUGCGAUGACAUCAGCUGGUGAUCCUGCGACUGAGCUGUCGACAAGAGUUCAACCUUCAACGUCACAAAAUAAACAUUUGGCUGUAUCGAUUAUUGAAAAGUACGUCAGUGAUCGAUCGAGAGAUGACUGUUCAAAUCAAGCGGGUUGCAGCUACCAAGACACAGCCAUGGACAAUCGACCACAGCAAAGUAGCGAAAACCUUAACGUUUCCGUGACUACGGAAUCAGCAACAAAUGACAAUGUGCCGGGAAACAAACCCAUCCUUAAACCAUCGGAUCAACCUGCCGUGAAUAACACUAACAAGGCCCGUGUCGUUGAUAACCGACGCCCCAAGAAGGCUGAGAAUAACGGCGCUACACUUCAACGCAAGACUACAAUCAUGUUAUUUAUAACUAGCUUGGUGUAUUUGCUGUCAUGGCUCCCGUAUUGGUUCUUCAUUGUAUUAUUCAUGAUUGACUCAAGUGGGUCAAGUGUUGAUCGGAAAUUAAUGGAUACUUCACAAGCUGUCCUCGUUAUUUUGUAUGCCAAUAAUGCUUUAAAUCCUCUGAUCUAUGGAAUUGCAAACAGACGGUUCAGAGAAGAUUGCUUAAAGGUGUUCUGUAAAGGCAAAGUUGCGAACUAGUAUAAGUGACCAAAUUCAGCUUUUUCAUACUUCAUUUGUAUCUCCUGUAUGUUACGAUGUACCCGGUUUGAUGUCGCAAA